AUCGAAGGCGCUUAACUAGUCACCCUUCUUUGACCCCUGCAUUGCGCAGUUUGCUGGAGCUAGUCAACGCUUGACGGGGCGGAGUCUACCCUCUCGGCGAUAAUUAAAGUCGAGCACAAGGCAAAUUGACUUCAGUCUUCACUCUGCGAUUUGAAAAUCAUGAAGUUAUUUUUCGAGGCUGCUGUGGCUUUGUUUCUUGUGCUUUCUCCCCUGGCAUCAGAUGCAUGCCGUGGUGGUCGAGGAGGCGGAGGUCCACCCCCAGACACGCAACCACCGGAACUGGUCGACGGAACUUGUCCUUCCUCGCAGACUUUACAUCCAGAUGCUUUGUCACCGGGCAAGAUUUUCCGAUGGGUUGAACCAAGAGCAAGCGACAGAAGCGCGCCGGUCACUGUGAGGAGGGAAGACAGUGGGCCGGACAAUGGCGGCUUCUUCACUAGUGGUCGACACACCAUUAAAUAUUCUGCCACAGAUUCAAAAGGGAACAAGCGUUGUCCACUCUGCUCUUUUGUCAUCACUGUGAGGAUAAAGAGAUGUGGCUCCCACUCUCCUGUCCCUCAAGGCUCAGUCUCCUGUACCUAUGGCGACCAGUUCGGCUCCACAUGUCGUAUCAGCUGCUUGCAAGGCUACUCUCUUAGAGGGUCAUCCAGUCGAACUUGUCAGAGUAAUGAAAGGUGGUCUGGCACUGAACCGAGAUGUGAACCAAUCCAGUGCCCGAGCUUAUCUGGUACAUCCUGCACCCACUCCAACCGCUACAACAGCAUCUGUACCCACACAUGCAGUCAAUCGGGCUACGGCCUUGGCCCAGGUCAAAGUGGGACCAGGGUCUGUACAGCGGACGGCACUUGGACAGGAUCAGUCCCAACUUGUGUAGAUAAGCAAAAUCCGACGCUGACGUGCCCAGAGACCAUCCGGGCUUUCGCCAGUGCCUCACAGACCUCCGCUGUUGUCACCUGGAACCCACCGGAAGUCAGCGACAACUCUGGAAGCGAACUCGAGGCUGAGCAGACAGCAGGCCUACCGUCUGGCUCAUCGUUUGGCAGAGGCUCGCAUGCCAUUAGUUACCGGGCCCAAGACAGUGCUGGAAAUGCAGCAACAUGUUCAUUCUCUGUCAUUGUCCAAGUGAUCCAGUGUCCAGCUCUCCCAUUCCAAUCUGGUCAGAGGAGGGCGUGCUCAUCCCUGUUCAUCUAUGGCUCAGUCUGCCAGUUUGAGUGUCUGCCGGGCUUUUCUUUGACCACGAAUUAUGUCAGCAUUGAAUGCCAGCAACAAGGGGACACUGGAGAAUGGAGUGAAGAUCAACCAACCUGUGAAGCCGUAACAUGCCCUCUGCUGACUGCUCCGGAAAAUGGUGGAAUCGUGGGAGACACCCCGUGCUCGAUGGACUAUGGCUCUUGGUGUCGGUUUGAGUGUAAUGACGGCUAUCAGCUCGCAGGGAGUGGAGUCCGUCGCUGUCUGGCAGAACCUGGACAAGCUGAUGGAUCCUGGGAUGGCUAUGAAGCUCGCUGUGAAGAGCAAACCUGUCCGAGAGUCUACGUCCCUCACAAUGCCUACAUCACCAACCAGGAUGAAUGCCCAGCCACUGACCAGAUCCCAGCAGGGACCACCUGCCGUUUUGCCUGCCGACCAGGCAACGUGCUGACUGGGUCUAUGGAGGUCUCUUGCGGAACGGAUGGAAACUGGAAUACCACCUUCCCAUACUGUGAAGUUAUCACCUGUGACAGCAGUGAGUUGCCUGCACCACAGAACGGAAUCAAAAAUGGCUGCCCCCAUGCUGAGGAAAUCUACGGCACUGUGUGUACUCUGAUUUGUAACCUGGGUUUCAUGCCAACCCAGCCCACUUAUGUAACGUGCGGUGAUAACGGGAAUGGAGUUGGCACGUGGGAUGGAAACACUAUCACGUGUGAAGCGGUCAAAUGUGAUCCUCUGGAUGUCCCCGGUACUCCAGGCUACAUGCCACUGUCAUGCACGCUGGACGGAGUGACAGUGAGUGACACAGACCAGAUGCAGAGUUACGGCACCAUCUGCGUGGCGUUAUGUGACCUGGGAUUCACCAGUAGUGGCUCAGGGAGUCGUACUUGUCAGUUGAACGGCCAGUGGGACGGUGUUCCACUGCAAUGUACAGAUAUUACCCCGCCCACUGUGAUGUGCCCACCAGACAUUACAUUGUUUGCAGGGCAGGGGACCAGCUUUGCAGUUGUUGGCUAUGAGUGGGAACCUAUCCAGGCCAUGGACGCCAGUGGUAACCUCACUGCCAGACUGAGUACCAUCAAUGGACAGCCAGCGCCGGCCAAUAGGAGCUCUGUAUUCUAUGAAGGGACCUAUCAGCUGGUCUAUACUGCCGAGGAUAGCAGCAGUAACACGGCAUCCUGUGACGUCAGUGUGAACGUCCUAGUCGCCCGUUGCCCACCGUUGUACGCUCCCCAGAACAGUGAGACCAGUCUGGUGUCUGGCCAAGGGACAUGUCAAAACUCUGCCGUAUAUGGCUCUGUGUGCAGCAUAAGCUGUGAUGUAGGUCACACACUGUCAGAUGGUAGCCAAGAAGUCACUGUUGAAUGUGUCAAGAACACAGCUUCAUCAACAGUUGGUUACUGGCAGGGCUCCGCAGUAGAGUGUGACCCCAACAUGUGCCAAGUACCAGCCAUCCCCAACGGCUACAUUUCAGGCUGCAGUGACCAGGAAGUGGAGUAUCAGUCAUCUUGCACAUUUGUGUGUAAUCCUGGUUACCGUAGUAACCAUACGUCCCAGACUACCAGGACGUGUCAGGCUGAUGGUACUUGGACAGGCGUACAACUUGUUUGUGAAGCUGUUGUGUGUCCCACCUUACCAAGCCUGGACCAUGGUACAGUCCAACCCAGUGAAUGCUUCACCCAGCAUGAGCUUCCAUACAACACCCAGUGUAUAUUCACCUGCAAUGAAGGCUUCUCUCUCAAUGGUCCCUACAGCAAGGUUUGCACUGCCCAGGGAGUGUGGAGUGAUGCACGCCCAGUCUCCUGCUCAGAUUACCAGCCGCCAGCAUUCAUAGGAAUCUGUCCUAUGUACAUCUCCAAAAUUGCACCAGCCAACAUGAGACAGACCGUUGUCACAUUCCCCACACCUAAUGCCACAGAUAACUCGGGUGAUGGUGUGACAGUGACCAGUCAAGACCCAAGCCUUGGCUCAGGUUCAUCCUUCACCGAGGGUACAACCCGCGUGGUGUACAUUGCUACUGAUGCUGCAUUGAACAGAAGGCAAUGUGAUGUGUAUGUCACUGUGCAAGUUCUACGCUGCCGCCCACUGCAAGCCCCUGCCAGUGGGUCCUUGGUCCAGUGCCCCAGUAACAUCUACGGUGCCACCUGCAGCUUUGCUUGCAAUGAAGGCUAUGACCUGAUUGGGACGAGCAAUAGAACUUGCGAGAGAGUCAACAACAACUGGGCCAUUCAGAUGAGCGGCAGCGACAACUUCCAGGUGGAGUGGACGGGGGAAAGCCCGACAUGUUCACCCGUCACCUGUCCAGCCCUGGAUGACCGGCUCCCUGCUAUACGCUCAGGUUGCUUUCACUACCCACCAGCCACUGAACUGCUGGGAACCACCUGCAACUGGUACUGUCCGUAUGGCUACGGUGGAGUUGGUUCCUCACGAUCCAUGUGCCUGGCCAACAGCACAUGGGAUGUGGUUGACUUCUCUUGUGAAGUGGGUAGCUGUCAACCCCUUGUCCCACCAGCUGGUAUGGAGAUAUCUCCAUCCAACUGCCUGAACUCCCCAACGUUCAAUGACAUCUGCUUCCUGCAAUGCUCCCAGUCAGGGUACAGAGUGAACCCUCCAACCUACGACUUCAUCCGUUGCCGUGGCAACGGGGAAUGGUCACGUGACAUCUCUGCAUCCACCUGCAUUGAUUAUGAGGAUCCUUAUUUCACUUUAUGCCCGCUGGAUUUCAUCGAGUACCCAUUGCAAGGCGCAUCUGAAGCCACUGUGACAUGGAAUGUGAUGGCAACAGAUAACUCUGGAGAAACACCAUCUGUUAAUUGCAGCAUCCAACAGCCAGCAGUGCUGACUGUAGGUGAACACCUGGUCAGGUGCACGGCUACCGACGGUGCAGAGAACCAGGCAUUCUGUGACUUUGAAGUUCUGGUUAAAGUUCGCCGAUGCAGGCAGCUCAACCCUCCCUUCUACGGCGACUUUGUCACAGAAUGUGACAGCAGCCAUGGAUCUACUUGCCAAGUCCGCUGUCAGAACGGCUACACCCUGCAGGGUUCAGACACCGCUACAUGCUCCAGGAAUGCCAGCACUGGCUUGAUGUACUGGGACUGGAAUGGCCGACGCCCAACCUGUCAAAUUUCCAGCUGUCAACCUUUACCAGACGAUUUGAUCCCUGUCGGUGGGGGUGUCUAUCCCUCCUUCUGCCGUGGUCCCAUUCCUCCCUAUUACGGCACCACCUGUCAUUUCUAUUGCCGCAACGGAUUCACCCUGGUGGGCCCUGUAGACCAUCAGAGGUUGACCUGCCUCUCCGAUGGAACAUGGAACCAGAACUUGUACACACUCAAUGUGCAGUGUCAAGACAACAUGCCACCAACCCUGCGUGUCUGCCCAGGCUUCCUGUCUGGUUCCAUGUCCGGCCAGUCCCUAGGUGUUGUGCUGUCCUUCGAUGUACCCAUGGCCGUCGACAACUCAGGAGCCCCACUGACAUUGAUCAAGACUCCUCCGGACAUUGAUUCCCCGUACAAUUUCACACGGGACACCGACGUGUCAUACGUCUUCACAGACCCUGGAGGGAACAGUGUGUCGUGCAAUUUCAGUGUCAGCAUUCAAGAUAACCUCUCACCAGUCCUUGAGUUUUGCCCUCCAAAUGAGAACAUUACAGCCAAUGGGAGACUUACCACUGUGACUUGGCAAGAGCCUGUUUUCCGAGAGCUGACCGGUGAUGAACUGGACAUCAGUUGCAGUCACCAAAGUGGAUCGUCCUUCCCAUGGGGAAGUCACAACAUCCAGUGCAGUGCAACUAACCUGGACAACAGCAAGACCACAAUGUGCCAGUUUAUCGUCACAGUCGCACCCCGUCCUUGUAGUCCUCUGGACCCACCCAGAAAUGGAGCCAAGGGUUGUGAUGAGUGGGCCUUCGGACUCCACUGUGCCAUGUUUUGUAAUGCAAAUUACGACGUGCCUCCAACAACCAACCCCAGCCAUACAUUCCUAGUCUGUGGUUCCACUGGGCGGUGGGCACCAGUUCAGAGGUUCCCACGCUGUGCUCGGAGAGUGCGACCAGGACAUAUGUAUGUGCUGUCUGAUCUGCAUUACUACAGUGGUGAUUGUUCGUCACCCGACACACAAGCCCAGAUCAAAGAGCAAUUCAUCUCCAUAUUGGUCAAUGAGAGCUACUUCCAUGAGAUCUGCACUGCUUAUUCUGCCGAGUGCCACGUUGGCAAUGUGGAGGUCACCUGUGGACCCAGAAGUGGUGGGGGUGGGAUCUUUCGACGUGAUGUCAGCGCCUUGCAGGAUUCAGCGCUGGACUUCGGCUUUUUCGGGCUGGACCAGCUGAACGUCAGCACCCAAGAGCUUGCAGUGGCAGACAAGCUUUCUGAGCAUGCCCAGAAGUGGCUUUCCAACAUGCAUUCAAAAAGGAGGCCGCCGCAGAAUAGUCACGACAGCCAACGCCACUGGUUCUCCACCCCAAGGCCGAAACCCAACAGAGAUCAGACCCGCAGUCGACGGUCAACAAUGUCGCACUCCUUCCGGAUUUCGUUCAGCAUGAAUUACAUGCUGCCCUCCAAUUCCAACAUGUCAGAGGACAGUUUUGACAAUGAAUGCUGGAAUGGCUAUGAUGGAUUGUAUUUGGCAGUCGAUGAUGUACAAGCCAUGGCAGACGGCGGCAUGUUGGGGCUUGCUGUGGACGGCAUGGAGAUAGACCCACUACCUCUGUUUGUUCCCAAUGAACCAGCUCCAUCCUGUCCCCCGGGAUACAUGGAAACCUACAGCUUUUUAAGGGACAGCAUGACCUGUGUUGGCUGUCCAGCCGGUCAGUUUUUCAACAAUGACACUCUGACCUGUGAGGAGUGUCUUAUUGGUCGGUAUCAAGAUGAAGAUCUGGAGCCCCAGUUCACCUGUAAGUUCUGUCCUGUAGGAACGUCGACUGUUGGCGUUGGGUCCGCCAAUCUGACAGACUGCCUGGGCAUUUGUCCCAGUGGUCACUUUUCUGACACCGGUCUCGAGCCAUGUUCCAAGUGUGAGAAAGGAUCCUACCAGUCUGAGGCUAGGUCGCUGUCCUGUCUCCCAUGUCCAGUCGGUCAGUCUACAGCCAGCAUUGGAUCCACGGACAUAGAGGACUGUUCAGAUUUGUGUCCUGCCGGGUCAUUCUCUGCGUCUGGCGUACAGCCAUGCACUCCCUGCCCAUACCAUAGCUACCAGCCUGAGCAAGGUCAGAGUUCAUGUCAGCCAUGCCCUGAUCGACACAUAACGCAGGUCACGGGAGCCACAAAUCUCAGCAUGUGCUCCAUACAAACCUUCUGCUCUGCUACUUCCUGUCUGAAUGGCGGAACCUGCAUGGAGCAACUAGAGUCCUUCCGCUGUGAAUGCCCAGCAGGUCUGACUGGAGAACACUGUCAGACUGAUGUGAUUGACUGCCAACAAGAUUCUUGUUUCAAUGGAGGGACCUGCGUGGAUGAACUUAAUGGGUUCAGCUGCACCUGUGCGGCAGGAUACCAAGGUGAUGAUUGCUCUAUCAGGAUUGAUUUCUUCUCCACAGAGGAGACAGGAUACCAAUGUGAAUGCUUUGCAGGAUUCACUGGACCUGACUGUGAGACUAAUGUGAAUGAGUGUGCCAGUGAACCGUGCUCUAACGGAGGUAUCUGCAUUGAUGGUGUCGACAGCUUUGAAUGUAUCUGUCUGGAGGGUUUUGAGGGGCCUCGCUGUGAGGGACACACGGACCUCUGCAACCCCAACCCUUGUCAUCACAACGCCGUGUGUGAGGCUGAAGGUGAGGAUUAUUACUGUGCCUGCCCUGCUGGACUGUCGGGCAGAGACUGUGAGAUCCAGGUGGAUGUCUGCUAUGAAGGAACGACUUGCCUGAAUGGUGGCAGCUGUGCACUGCCCGCUAUGGACCAACUCUGUCUCUGUGUGGAUGGAUUUGUUGGAGAGCACUGUGAGAUUGAUUUUGAUGACUGUACCUCUCUUCCCUGUGCCAACGGAGCCAUCUGCAUAGACGGGGUCAACACAUUCACCUUCGAUGGCGUACAGUCCUUCACAUGUCAGUGCCUGCCUGGCUUCUCAGGACAGAACUGUGAGAUCAACAUCAAUGAAUGUCUGAGUAACCCUUGUCACAAUAAAGGAGUCUGCAUUGAUGGGAUCAACAGGUUCAUCUGUGAGUGCAAGGGCGGUACAAAAGGUACAUUGUGCCAAAUUGACACCGGUUACUGUCAGCCCAAUCCCUGCAGGCAUGGUGGGUCUUGUAACUUGACUGCCAAUGGCUUUGAUUGUCAGUGUCAGGCUGGGUUUGAAGGAAUACUGUGCCAGACUAAUAUUGAUGAUUGCGUUAACCAUCAGUGUCUGAAUGGAGCGAGCUGUGUUGAUCAGGCCAACCGUUAUUCCUGUCGCUGUGCUCCAGGCUACACAGGACAGUUUUGUGAGAUGGCUUUAGACAUCUGCUCAGCUGAGCCGUGCCAGAACAGUGCACAAUGUCUGCCCACUGGAAACAGCACACACCACUGCAUAUGUGAACCAGGUUUCACCGGGUUGCGAUGCGAGGCAGCUAUUGAUAACUGCACACCCAACCCUUGCCUGCACGGUGGUACAUGCGUCAAUGGGCUCAACAUGUACUCCUGUGACUGUCCACCAGGCUACAGUGGCCCUGAAUGUGAGCAGGAUAUCAAUGAAUGUGACAGCCACCUUUGUCAAAAUGGAGCUCAGUGCAUUGAUGGUGUCAACCAAUACCAGUGCAGAUGCAGACCAGGAUUUAUUGGCACAUAUUGCAGCCAUCAUGCACUGUCCAACUUUGACAUGGAGUUCAGUGGCAGUCGACACAUGCAAUUUGUUACUUUGAGUCACGCUGUUAACGAACCACUGGCAGCGUUCACCAUAAUGAUGUGGAUUCGCACGGCUACAGCUGAGGGAGUCAUCCUAGCGUAUACAACCCAGAGCUCGGGACAGACACUGGACAAUGCAGAGUUUGCUAUCAGCAAUCCUGGGGCAUUGCAAGUCUACAUUCAAGGGUACCAGUUUUCCUCCUCCAUCUCUGUGAAUGACGACCAUUGGCAUCACCUUGCCAUCUCAUGGAACGAGCACGGUGGCGUUGUCAGGGUCUACCGAGAUGGGUAUCUGUACACGAUGGGUUUCAUGAUCAGACCGGGCACUGUUAUUGACAGUGGAGGGGAGUUCAUGCUGGGUGAGCUACGUAAUGCCGCUGAUACCCAGUUGGAAUGUUUCACCGGUUCCCUGAGUAACGUGCACCUGUGGGAUGCAGUGCACACUGCCUCUGUCAUUCAACAGUACGCGCAGACCUGCGACCAGGUUGCCCCUGGCAAUGUUAUCGCCGCUGCUGACUUCAUGGACAAGGCUUCACUUGGACGAAUCCAAUUUUUUAUGCCUACAAAGUGUGACGUGGUGGACGACUGUGCCAGCAACCCUUGUGCUUCAGGCAGUACCUGCAUUGAUGAUGUCAAUCAGUUUAUCUGCCAAUGUCCCCUGGGCUUCACUGGCCAACGCUGUCAGACAAACAUUGACGAUUGUGGAACAGACUCCAGCCCUUGUGACAAUGGAGGAACCUGCGUUGAUGGGAUAGGCAAUUUCACCUGCCAGUGCUCACUGGGGUUCUCGGGACAAGCCUGUGAGCUGAGAAGAGUUGAUGGAGGCUGGAGUGAGUGGACUGAAUGGAGUGACUGCAGCCGGUCCUGUGAAGGUGGUACCCAGACCCGUCGCCGGUCCUGCACCAACCCCCGCCCAGCCUAUGGCGGUAGCACCUGUGAUGGUCCAACCUCUGAAACCCAACAGUGCAACACCGGACCAUGCCCUAGCUGUAGGCAAUUGACACGCCCCUCCAAAGGAAACCUAGUCUGCCAACUUCGAGGAGAGGAGCAGAAUUGUACCACCUCCUGCUGGCCAGGCUACGCAUUCAGCCGGGCCGUUUUACCCUUCUACCGAUGUGGCCCAUCUACCAACUACAGGUGGUCCCACGAGACACAGGACAAUCCAAGAGCGGCCCUUCCGCGGUGUACAAAGUUCAGGCCCCCUAAUAAGGUUGCCAUGCAGAUGAACCUGGCUUACUCCACUGACCUGACCUGUAAUGGGGUUGACCCUGUUAGAGAUAGCCUGGUUUAUCAGUCAGUCAGUGACAGAAUCACCUUGAACCUACAGUCUCUCAGCUGUGUGCAGGACAGCUCCUGUACUGUGAGACGUGCCCAGGUCAGUGGCUGCAGUACCCAGAAUUCAGCAGACCACACCCGCAGACGUCGCCGUCGAUCCGUUGAGCCGAUCCAAAUUACCAUGAGGCUGGAACGGGAUGUCCAUGUCCCUGACCAACAGAACCUGACCAGUGCACAAGUGUCCACCCAAAGCAGCAUGGUGGAGGCCAUCAAUGAACUGCAAGACUCAGCGCUUCGUCUGAUCAAUCAUUCUGCGUCAGGCCUGUUUGCUGUGAAAAUGGAUGCUCAGGUUUAUGACAUAGACACUGAGAGGACCCAGACCUACGGCACACAAGUCUGUCCCCAUGGCUCGGUGCGGAUUAGUUUACGGGAUGCACGAUGUGUCCCCUGUGAGCCAGGCUCUUACGACAACCAGGAGGCUUGUUAUGCCUGCCCGCAUGGCAUGUACCAGUCACAAGAGGGCAGCACCUACUGCCAAGCCUGUCCACAUGGACGUACUACCGUUGGUCCUGGUGCUACAGGGGAAGAAGACUGUGAGGUCAUCACUCUGUAGUCGCUACUUAUCAAGUUUACAAGAUCAUCUAAACUCUCAAACUUAUAUAGGAUGCUUCCAAAUAGGAAAAGUUAUAUUUACUCUGCAUUUGUUACAUUUACAAAAUUAAAUUUUCAACAUAAAUACCCAGAUAUAUGCUACCCGAGUAAUUGAUAAUUAAAUGUGCAAGAUAUGACAAAACAUGAAAUAACUGGACAUUGAUGCUCUUCAACCUAAUGAGACUUAUAACCAAGGAUGCAAUAAUGGAAAAUAAUGAUACAGACAUUGCUGUGGCCAUACCAGAACUAGAAAGAGUGCUAGAGAAAGUAUAGUAAACUAAAUGCAAAAAACUACAACAAUAGUUUCAGUCGAUGAGGGAAAGUGUGAUUAUCAGUGGGCAAUCUGCAGACUUGAGUAAAAUGGUUUGCAAAGACAGUCCUGUAUGUGCUGUCUUAAAGUGAAUGAUUCUAAUUUGAAAUAUCCAUAUGUUACCACAAAAGUGAUAUUAAUGCCUAAGUUCUUUACUGGAAGCGCAGUAGCAUCUGCAUUCAGUCUGCAUUAAAUGCUUUCAAAAAGGACGUUGAAUGUACCACUCUUUGUUGAGUUGAGCUGUGAAAACCCACGUUACUUUCACAUUGCGUAUGCAGGAAUUCUCAACAGCCAGGAAAUGAAAGUUGGCAGAAUUUGAGAACACAUUGCAAAUCAGAUGCCCUAAUUAGAAUUCCUUAAAAUAGUACAGGGUUUUGUCAUUGGGAAUCCAACACUGAAAUUAGGAAACUUUACCAACUUAGGAUUGUGCCACAUUUGUUGUUAAAUUGUAACCGUUUAUGCCAUGUUUAUCUCUCUCAUUUUAAUCAUUAACUACCUAAAAGCCAACAAAAGUUUAUUUGAAUUAUGACAUUAUUUCGAAAAGUAUUUCUCUGUGAAGCUUUUCAAGGGCAGCUUUUUAACCUAUUAUGGUCAUGUGCAGGAAAAUAUUGCUAUGUUGAACUUGUUUAACAAUAUUAGCAGCUCAUGCAUAAUAAUCAGAUGCUUGUAAUUUGUAAAAUCCGCAGCUGACUUGCCAGAACUUGCUUUUCCAUUAAUGAACCUUUUCAUUUGUUCAUUAACUGAUCAUUCCUAAUUAACUUGUUUUGUAUACACUCGGAAGAAAUUUACUUGUUCGAGUAAUGUAUGGAUAUAUGCAUCAAGUUAAAGUUUUUCAAUGAGUAGAUUACUAUUUACAUAUUCAUGCUGUUUGUAAUAAAAAAAAUAUACAUUAAAUUCUUUAUUGA
Acanthaster planci (crown-of-thorns starfish) is the source of this 11132-nucleotide messenger RNA. RefSeq lists its product as uncharacterized. The record is from RefSeq and is a predicted model, not a curated record. Gene Ontology annotation, cellular component: plasma membrane; protein-containing complex. Lineage: Eukaryota; Metazoa; Echinodermata; Asteroidea; Valvatida; Acanthasteridae. Gene Ontology annotation, biological process: heterophilic cell-cell adhesion; establishment or maintenance of epithelial cell apical/basal polarity. Gene Ontology annotation, molecular function: calcium ion binding.